AUGUCUACCGAUGAUACUCAAGACAUCAUGCUUCAGGCCCAAUGCCUCUGCAAAGGGUUCACGUUCACCGCGCAAAUCACUCGCCAAAACCUACCUCUUGAGGGAUCCAUGUGCCACUGCACGUCGUGCCGAAACGUCACUGGAGCCAUGUACAGCAGUGAUACAAACUGGCCCGGCCCGCGAGACGAAGUUCUCAAUUCGAAUCUCAAGCGUUACGAGUUCACGGCCAACGUCACUGUUAUGUUCUGUGGAACUUGCUCCGCUCCCAUGUUCUGGGAUGAGCAUUAUCAGAACAAAGCCAACCAUUUGAGUGUUUUCACGGGGGUCCUGAAGGAUGUUGACGAUGGAAAUCUGAUCCGAUUCGUGGAUCAGAUAUUUGUUGGGGAUACAGAAGAUGGAGGCAUUUCACCGUGGCUACAGGAUGUCAACCACAAUGGUCCGAAGCCACGUAUUUGGGAAGGAAGGUCGGGUAAGAGCAAUGAGUUGCACGAGGACUUGCUAGCAGCUAAAGGAAAUGUUCCUUCGGAGAAGGUUGCUAAGACAGGUAUCCCUAUGCACUGCCGCUGCAAAGGUGUUCAGCUUGUCUUUCGACCAGGCAAUGUUAACUUCUCAACCAUGGACCCCAAAGAUAUACCGGGAUACAUCGACCGGGCAUCUCACAAGCAUCUUGCCACGCUGGACCCAUGCAAUUCAUGUCGAUUAUCGAUAGGAGUCGACAUGAUGAACUGGACGUUCGCUCUCCCAGCACAAAUCGAGUUUGCCGAAGCGUCCGAGGGGAACAAGUUUCCUCAAAACACCCAUGAGCUCAAGAGUGCAGUACAGAGUCAAGAGCGAGAUCCCCGAUAUGGGACUCUUACCUUUUACGCCAGCUCACCAGAUGUCCAGCGAUAUUUCUGCUCUCGAUGCUCCGCUACAGUCUUCUACACGGUGGAUGAUCGUCCAGAUGUUAUUGACGUGGCUGUUGGACUCCUGCAUGCGCCUGAAGGGGCUAGAGCGGAGAGUGUUCUGGCCUGGAACCUGGGGGCCCAGAUGAUGAGUGAGAAGGAGUUUGGUGAUACUUGGCGGGGUAACUUGGUGAAGUCUGUUAAAGCAGGAUCGGAGAAGUGGAGAACAAAGAAAGGUUAUGAGAAGACUUGGUUUAGGGUCAACGGCGAAGAGGCACAGAAUAAGGCGUGA
Messenger RNA from Fusarium coffeatum, 1176 nucleotides. RefSeq lists its product as uncharacterized. The coding region runs from base 1 to 1176 and encodes 391 amino acids. The transcript has a single exon. Lineage: Eukaryota; Fungi; Ascomycota; Sordariomycetes; Hypocreales; Nectriaceae. The record is from RefSeq and is a predicted model, not a curated record. Gene Ontology annotation, molecular function: carbon-sulfur lyase activity.